Messenger RNA from Lachancea meyersii CBS 8951, 1821 nucleotides. Lineage: Eukaryota; Fungi; Ascomycota; Saccharomycetes; Saccharomycetales; Saccharomycetaceae. The record is from the annotation of a GenBank genome assembly.
AUGGGCAACUUUAUAGAGUCCAAGGUGUUGGCUCUUGCCGAAAAAACGGGACUCGACGACGUGACGUUGAAACUGGCGAUUUGUCUUUUCUCAUCCUUCCCUUUCGAUGCGAUUUUGAAGCGUAUCCCAGAAAGCAAGGCCUCGCUGAAAUGCUGGUAUAUUGUGGGAGUGGCCGCUUUUUACCUGUUUGGCGUUCUCAAUCUCUUCACGGGGUUUCGUACCUUGUUUCUGAGUAGCAUGUUCACGUAUGUGAUCUCCAGAUUCUACCGCUCGAAAUUUAUGCCAUACGUGAACUUUGUGGUCGUUAUGUCCCAUCUUGCCCUCAAUCAUUUGAGCGUGCAGUUCUUCAGCUCCGAAAACACUUCCACGCUGGACAUCACGGGCGCGCAAAUGGUCCUGGUGAUGAAACUUACAGCAUUUGCAUGGUCAUACCACGACGGUACUCAGCCAGAUCAAAGCAAGCUUUCGGAAUAUCAAAAGGCUCGCGCAAUCAGACACCAUCCAAGUUUGUUGAGCUUUCUCGCCUACACGUUCUUCUAUCCCUCUUUGUUCACGGGUCCCAGUUUUGAUUUUGCGGACUUCGAAUCCUGGCUGAAUUGCGAGGUGUUCCGAGACCUGCCCGAUGCCAAAAAGCCCAGACGUCGGUGGACAACCUCGGAUCGUAAUCUGCGCAGACAGAUCCCCAAAUGCGGACUUUUCGUGCUAUGGCGCGUGGCGCAAGGAGUUUUUUGGAUUGUUUUGUCGACCUUUUUGCCAAACUAUAUCUCAAAGGAAUUCAUGUUCACGCCUGCUUUUGGUCAGAAGUCGUUCCUGUACAAGAUUCAUUAUCUUUACAUCCUCAGUUUCGUCUUCAGACUCAAAUACUAUGCUGCUUGGACCGUAUCCGAGGCUUCGUGCAUUCUCUGUGGUCUGGGCUACAACGGAUACGAUGCCAAAACGAAUAAAAUCAGGUGGGAUAGAGUGCGCAACAUUGACAUUUGGAAAUUCGAGACUGCGAGCAACACUCACGAGGGCCUUGAAGCUUGGAACAUGAACACUAACAAGUGGUUAAAGCAUUACGUAUACUUGAGAAUCGCUAAGCCAGGCUCCAAGCCCGGAUUCCGCAGCACGCUAUUCACUUUUCUGACGUCCGCAUUUUGGCACGGCACUAGACCUGGCUACUACCUCAGUUUUGCCACUGGUGCACUGUACCAGUCUUGUGGUAAAAUAUUCAGAAGAAACUUGCGUCCUCUGUUUUUGAAUGCCGAUGGAAAGGCUCUCCCAUCUAAGAUCGUUUACGAUGUCAUAUGCUUUUACGUCAUGAAACUUGCUUUCGGAUAUUUGGUACAGCCUUUUGUGAUUUUGGAUCUACCCGCAUCUUUGGCAUGUUGGCGCUCGGUCUACUUUUACCUCCAUUUGGGAAUCAUAGCGACUUUCCUAUUAUUUAAGGGACCGUACGCCAAGACUGUGACAAAGUUCCUCAAGACCCAUCAACCCGCUGCUAUUGCUCAAAAGGAGCAGAAAGCAAAGCUCGAGGAGGCUGGACCACUGGGCGACAUUGCCAAGGCCAAGAGGGUAUUCGAGGAGAGCGAGGCUUCUCACGAUAUGCAACUCGGAAUUCCAGAUGCAGAUUUCGAGAAGUUCAACUUUGAGGAAGCCAAGCGCGACUUCUCAGAGUUCUUCGAGUCCUACGAAAAGUGGAGAGCCGAGAAGGGCUUGGAAAUUGAAGAGCACAACUUGCAACGAGCAUUUGAGCAUUUCAAAAGCGAGCUGUCAUCUGGUCAAGGUAGAAGAACUAGCUUCAGUGUGUAUUCUCCCAAGCCGAUAGAAAAGACGGACUAA